AUGAACUUAAUGAAAUCUAGUGAUAAAUCACCAGAAUCUAGUGAUAUAUCACCAGAAUCUAGUAAUAAAUCACCAGAAUCUAGUGAUAUAUCACCAGAAUCUAGUAAUAAAUCACCAGAAUGUAGUGAUAAAUCACCAGAAUCUAGUAAUAAAUCACCAGAAUCUAGUGAUAUAUCACCAGAAUCUAGUAAUAAAUCACCAGAAUCUAGUGAUAAAUCACCAGAAUCUAGUAAUAAAUCACCAGAAUCUAGUGAUAUAUCACCAGAAUCUAGUAAUAAAUCACCAGAAUCUAGUGAUAUAUCACCAGAAUCUAGUAAUAAAUCACCAGAAUCUAGUAAUAAAUCACCAGAAUCUAGUGAUAUAUCACCAGAAUCUAGUAAUAAAUCACCAGAAUCUAGUGAUAAAUCACCAGAAUCUAGUAAUAAAUCACCAGAAUCUAGUGAUAUAUCACCAGAAUCUAGUGAUAUAUCACCAGAAUCUAGUAAUAUAUCACCAGAAUCUAGUGAUAAAUCACCAGAAUCUAGUGAUAAAUCACCAGAAUCUAGUGAUAAAUCACCAGAAUCUAAAUCUAGUGAUAUAUCACCAGAAUCUAGUAAUAAAUCACCAAAAUCUAGUGAUAUAUCACCAGAAUCUAGUAAUAAAUCACCAGAAUCUAGUGAUAUAUCACCAGAAUCUAGUAACAAAUCACCAGAAUCUAGUGAUAAAUCACCAGAAUCUAGUAAUAAAUCACCAGAAUCUAGUGAUAAAUCACCAGAAUCUAGUAAUAAAUCACCAGAAUCUAGUGAUAUAUCACCAGAAUAUAGUAAUAAAUCACCAGAAUCUAGUGAUAAAUCACCAGAAUCUAGUAAUAAAUCACCAGAAUCUAGUGAUAUAUCACCAGAAUCUAGUAAUAAAUUACCAGAAUCUAGUGAUAAAUCACCAGAAUCUAGUAAUAAAUCACCAGAAUCUAGUGAUAUAUCACCAGAAUCUAGUAAUAAAUCACCAGAAUCUAGUGAUAAAUCACCAGAAUCUAGUAAUAAAUCACCAGAAUCUAGUGAUAUAUCACCAGAAUCUAGUGAUAUAUCACCAGAAUCUAGUAAUAAAUCACCAGAAUCUAGUGAUCACCAGAAUCUAGUAAUAAGUCACCAGAAUCUAGUGCUAAAUCACCAGAAUCUAGUGAUAAAUCACCAAAAUCUAGUAAUAUCUAGUGAUAUAUCACCAGAAUCUAGUAAUAAAUCACCAGAAUCUAGUGAUAUAUCACCAGAAUCUAGUGAUAUAUCACCAGAAUUUAGUGAUAUAUCACCAGAAUCUAGUAAUAAAUCACCAGAAUCUAGUGAUAUAUCACCAGAAUCUAGUGAUCACCAGGAACUAGUGAUAUCUCACCAGAAUCUAGUGAUAUCUCACCAGAAUCUAGUGAUAUAUCACCAGAAUUUAGUAGUAGAAGUGAAUAGCGACAACAAGAAACUGACAAGGUCGGGCUCCUGGGGAGGAACAUCUACAAAACGACAAAGGGAAGAGGAACAAGAAGAGACCGAUUCGCCGCCGGUAGACCGAGCGGUGAAAAAGAGCGGAACUGAAAGCAUCAUGAUGAAGGCACCACUUUUUGGGGGGACCCCAAAAAAAAGCAAGAAUGAUGCGGAAAGUGGAAAAGAGGGAUGGGCGCAACUAUGGGAAAGAAUUGCAGGACUAGAGGGAGCGGUCAGGGAUCUAAACAAUUUAAUCGCGGAGAGCAAUAAUAUCAAAGGUACCAUUAAAAAUAAGGCUAAGGAGGUGGGCAGGUGUACGGAAUGGGUGAAACGAGUCGCAACAAAGGUGGAAGAGGAUGAGAAUAAGGAAAGAGCGGAAAGUACGAAGACGGUUAAAGGGAAACAGGUUGACCGGGGAACACAAGUGAACUACGAUGAGAUAAAUAUCGAGGAAAGGAAACGUAAUAUGAAAAUUAUUGAGUGCUUAAACGAAAAGGAGGAGAUAGAGGAAAUAAUAGAUAUGGAGUGGCCGGAAGAAGCUUACAUUUGCACAGAAGUCACAUAUAGAUUACCAGAGAGGGAGGAAGUAAGAAAUAAUAUAGUAGUGAUCCUAGAACCGGAGAACAUGGAAGAGACAAAGGAAUGGAAGGACAUACACUCAAUGGUACCAGAGCUGCCACACAUCGUAGAGGAAGGCAUAGAAGACAAAAUCGAAAUGAUAACGAGGAACUCUAUAAUAAAAUACGGUAGAGGAAAAUGCAUUGAGGAGAAGAGACGAGUAGUGAUAGUACCUGUUAAAGACCAAUGCAUAAGAGGAAAGGGGGUGCAGAUGACCCAAAACGUGGAAGAAAUAAAGGAAGUCAUAAAGGAUAUCGAGAAGAAGGAGAUAGUGAAUGUAAUUUCAAUGGCGAGGAUACCUACGGAAGUAAUAAGGAAAAGCUGCGAGAGGGAUCAAAAGAUAGUGCAAAUCUUGGACAUAACGGCUGACAGGACUAAGGAGGAGAUCGAGGAUGCUAUAAAGGAGGAACUUGGUGAUACAGAUUUCGAAAUCUCAUCGAUCAGAACCUGUAGGGACGGGAACCAGGCGGCGACUGUUAAGGUGAAUAGACAAGUGGCUGAAGAUAUGGUUAGAAGAGGAAGGGUUGAAAUAGGCUUGAUCCAAUGCCGGGUAAACGAAUGGGUUCCACUGAUGAGAUGCUACAGAUGUUUACAGUUUGGGCAUAGAAGGGAUACUUGUAAGGGGGAGGAUAGAACGAAUACUUGUUUCAAGUGCAGUAAGCAGGGUCAUGUGGCCAAAGACUGUAAGGAGGAGGAAUAUUGCACCACCUGCAAGGCAUCAGGGCAUAGGGCAAACAAUACUACCUGUCCCAAGUUUAGAGGAAUGUUAAGAAGGGAGCGAAGAAGAAGGCUAUCACGAAUGAUAUCAAAGGACUCGGUUAGGGGUAAUAACCAAGUAGGCGAUAAGUCACCCGUAACGGAGGCGGCAGAAACGGGUUAUAUAAAUGAUAAUGCAGGGUUAUAA
Phyllotreta striolata is the source of this 2967-nucleotide messenger RNA. The record is from the annotation of a GenBank genome assembly. Lineage: Eukaryota; Metazoa; Arthropoda; Insecta; Coleoptera; Chrysomelidae.